Messenger RNA from Monoraphidium neglectum, 273 nucleotides. RefSeq lists its product as hypothetical. Lineage: Eukaryota; Viridiplantae; Chlorophyta; Chlorophyceae; Sphaeropleales; Selenastraceae. The record is from RefSeq and is a predicted model, not a curated record. Gene Ontology annotation, molecular function: GTP binding; ATP hydrolysis activity. Bases 1 to 273 code for a protein of 90 amino acids. The transcript has 2 exons. Gene Ontology annotation, cellular component: cytoplasm.
AUGGCGCCCAAGAAGAAGGAAGAGGUGAAGGAGCGCCCCAUCCUGGGCCGCUUCAAGACGAACCUGAAGAUGGGCAUCGUGGGCAUGCCCAACGUGGGCAAGUCCACGCUUUUCAAUACCCUCAGCAAGAUGGGGAUCCCCGCCGAGAAUUUCCCGUUCUGCACCAUCGACCCCAACAACGUGAGCAUUGUCAGAAUGACGUCACAUUCCCAUGACAUGCCCUUUGAGCGGGCGUUGGUGCAGCUGGGGCUCCAUCGGUGCAGCCACGGCUAG